CCGGGUUCCGCCGGUAACACCCGUUGCCCCGGUUCUCCGGUGAGUCACUGUCCUAAUAAAUCUAGCAGCCAGGAAACCAUCGGCAGGAGGGCGGCCCCAGUUGCACGAACGCACGCACCCACCCAACGCACCCACCCAACGCACGCGCGCGGGUGAAAUCUAGGACGGAAUCCGUUCCAGUCCCCGUCGAUCACGCCCCGAGAGGCGGAAGAGCUUUCGUGGCGAGGAAUCCGCCGGAGGCUCCCCGAUUUGCAUGUCCGGGGCUCGCUGGAAUCGGAAUGCACUGGUGCCCCGGAAUCGGGCCGCGGGUGCGCUCCUUCCUGCGUGACUACGACGCGCUCCAGUCCCUCGCCCUCGCCCUCAUAUACCUCCAGAUUGGUUGUGCGCUGAUUGGAUCGCUUGGUGCGCUGUUCAAUGGGGUUCUUGUGAUAAACCUUGUGAUAGGGCUAUUUGCUGUUGUUGCGAUUGAAAGUAGUAGCCAAAGACUUGGCCGGACUUAUGCUGUCCUGCUCUUCUUUGCUAUCGUCCUUGACGUUGCAUGGUUUAUACUCUUCUCACAUGCUAUAUGGAAUAGUACCCCUGAUGAGAAGUAUGGUCAACUUUUUGUCUUCUCACUCAGACUUGCAUUGUUGAUGCAAACUAUUGGGUUUUCAGUGAGGUUUUUGUCUUCAUUUAUAUGGAUCCAGAUGUACAGGUUAGGGGUCUCAUCAAGCACGCCAACAUAUUAUGAAGCAAAUGAUGCAAGAAAUAGUUUCUUGAGCCCCAGAUCUAAUUCAGUUAGACGGGGUUCAAUGGCUGAUGAUAUAUUGGGUGGUUCAAUUUACGAUCCUUCUUACUACUCUUCUCUCUUCGAAGAUGUUCGAAAUAAUGCAUGCAAUCAUCAGGGUGAUAAACAAAGUGGUAGUAAUGAUAGCGGGUCAACAUCUGCAGGCCAAUCUCCACGGCUUAAAUCUUUUGGUAGUAGAUCUUUUCUUUCUAAUGAUGUGGAGGCUGGACUAAGAAAGCCGCUGAACUCAUGCUCAGUGGAGACAAGUUGAAGAUGGAACUUAUUUUUUGCCAACCUGACUACCCGAGCACUCUUUGUUUGGUCCUCCUUGAGCCAGUAACUCUUGUUGAUUUAACAUAGAGAUUUGUACAGUGCAAAUGUUCAUGCCUCGGAACAGCGGCUCCCCAGUAAAACAAGAGCAGCAAGAUAGUACAACGAUGAUGGACUGUGUUGCUACGCAAUUCUUGAGCUUGUGCAAGAGUUUCGGUGCCAAUCUGGCAGCUCGUUUUUGCCUGGAGUACACUUUGAGUUGGAUUGUUUCACAGGGGCAGACGCUGACUAGUUGGCAACAUGUGGAAUACUGGUAGUACUUUGCUGCCUAGUAUGGUCCAUUUUCCAGACACGUGUAUGGCCUGUUUCUCCUCUUGGUUGUCACGGAAAUGAGGCUGAUAGUUGCCUCCUCCGCUAUAGUUAAAUCGGCCAUUCCGAACCGGAUCGUUCGGUUGGUGUUGUCAACAUCACUCACUUUUUUGACAAUGCACAUCUUUGGAGCAA
This is a messenger RNA of Aegilops tauschii subsp. strangulata, 1540 nucleotides long. RefSeq lists its product as uncharacterized. The record is from RefSeq and is a predicted model, not a curated record. NCBI's taxonomy places the organism in Eukaryota, Viridiplantae, Streptophyta, Magnoliopsida, Poales, Poaceae.